Messenger RNA from Arachis ipaensis, 1638 nucleotides. NCBI's taxonomy places the organism in Eukaryota, Viridiplantae, Streptophyta, Magnoliopsida, Fabales, Fabaceae. The record is from RefSeq and is a predicted model, not a curated record.
AUGGCCCUAAUAACGACGGGGAAGGCAGGAUCGAUCUCUUCUUUCGAAGAGUUGGCAAAGUCCUUCAUAGACUACUUCCCUGCAGCAAGGAUAUAUGUGCACGGAUCGGACUACCUCGGCACCAUCCGCCAAGGUCCCCAAGAAAGCUUGAAAGACUACCUCACCAGGUUUGCAGAAGCGACAAUGGAAAUACCAGACCUAGAUCCCGCCGUCCACCUGCACUCCAUAAAGGCUGGUCUCCGACCUGGAAAAUUCAGGGAGACAAUUGCGGUAACAAAGCCGAAGACAUUGGAAGAAUUCCGUGAGAGGGCGGCAGGACAAAUGGAGAUUAAAGAACUCCGUGAAAUCGAAAAAACGGAGAAAAGGCAACCUAAAAGAGAGGAUGAAAAGGCGACAAGAUCGACAAAUGUCAAAGACCUCAAAAGGCCCUUCAGACUAACCCCAAAAUUUGACAACUACACCAAGUUCAACUCGAGGAGGGAGAAAAUAAUCAAAGAAAUACUCAAUACUAAAAUUAUAAAACCACCGGCAAGAGCUGGGAGCUAUCAAGAUCAAAGGUUUGUCGACAAAAGCAAGCACUCUGCCUUUCACCAAAAAUACGGCCACACAACAGAUGAAUGCGUAAUAGCCAAGGACCUAUUAGAAAGAUUGGCACGACAAGGUCUCCUAGACAAAUACAUCGAAGGAAGGAAACAUAGGGAAGGUGGCAGAGAAGAACGCCAACAAACCUCGGAAAGUAAAGAAAACAAUAAAUGGCCAAACAACACGCCACCUAAAGUGGUCAUAAACACCAUAUCAGGAGGAUUCGCCGGAGGAAGAGAAACGACUUCGGCAAGAAAGCGCAGCUACCACACAAUGCUCGCAAUAGAAGGAACAACACCAUAUAGCAAUAAGAACACCUCAGACCUAGAAAUCAUCUUCAACCAGAAUGACAUACGCUCGGCCUCGCCACACUUAGACGACCCAGUGGUAAUUUCUAUCCAAAUAGGCGAGUUAUUGGUAAGAAAAGUCCUCUUGGACCCAAGUAGCAGUGCCGAUGUUCUAUUUUACAAUACUUUUCUAAAAAUGAAAAUAUCUGAAAAACUCAUACAACCCUCAUCCGGAGAACUAGUCGGAUUCUCUGGAGAGAGGGUACCAGUUAAGGGGUACAUAUGGUUGAAGACAAUGAUGGAAAACCACCCAUUGUCACGAACCGCUGACAUACAAUUUCUUAUAGUUGAUUGCCCUAGUCCUUAUAAUAUCAUCCUCGGGAGACCUGCUCUGAACACAUUCAGGGCAGUAGUUUUGACCUUCCAUCUAUGUGUAAAAUUUCAGGCACAGGACGGAAAGAUAGCAACACUACAUUCGGACCGACAACAAGCUCGGCAAUGUUACAAUGCAAGCCUAAAAAAGUCGGCACCGAGACUGGAGUUCCAGCAAGAGAUCAAAGCAAUCCAUAACACAACCGAGGUAUUGUCUUUAGUGGAGCUUGAUCCUCGGGAAGACACGCAAGAAAGGCCUCAACCAGCAGACGAGCUCCAGAAAAUUCCACUGACGGAGAAGCCAGAACAGUUCACAUACAUUGGUCAAGCACUACAAGGAAAAGAAAGAUUAGAGCUCGUACAAAUAUUGCAAGACAAUGCCGAUCUAUUUGCCUGA